Molecule: messenger RNA, 351 nt
Organism: Mesocestoides corti
Lineage: Eukaryota; Metazoa; Platyhelminthes; Cestoda; Cyclophyllidea; Mesocestoididae
Source: the annotation of a GenBank genome assembly
AUGGGAACAGCUGUCGGUCCCAUUCGUGACCUCAUGCUCAAGCCGAACAACAUCCGGCAUCCCGAUGAGUUUUACUUUCCAACUCUCGCUUACAACAGUCAUCUUCACCUGCCUGGAGCUUGUCUUGACAGUCCAUCACCCAAAUCAGAAUAUGGCUACAACUACCUGGGAAAGUUUGUCAUUUGGAAAGACUACAGAAUGACAUGUGCUACUAAGUAUGUUAGAGAUGUCUGCAUCCUUGGAGCGGAUCACGUGUCGUUGUUGCAGAGUGUGCCGCACAUAUCUGCCAACAAGUUUCACGCUGACUACCAGCCAGAGGCAUACGAUGAGAUGGAGCAGUGGUAUUUUUGA